UCAUGUACCUGGGGCCAGCAAACAACAACAGAGCGAGCACAGCUCUAACAUUCUUUCUGGAAGCAGUGGAGAAAUAUGGUUGGCCUUCCAGGGUCAGAGGUGAUGAAGGUGUUGAAAAUGUGAAAGUAGCUGAAGCUAUGUUCAGCGUGAAAGGCACUGGAAGAGGUAGCUUCAUAGCUGGAAAGAGCGUUCACAACCAAAGAAUUGAGCGACUGUGGCGAGAUGUCUGGGUCAGCGCCACUCAGCUGUUCUAUGAGGUGCUUCACAGUCUUGAGGAAGACGGCCUGCUGGAUUUGUCCAAUGUUGUUCACCUGUUCUGUGCCCACCAUAUCUUCAUCCCGCGUUUGGCCAACACCCUCCAUACCUUUGUAGAGGCAUGGGAUAACCACCCUUUAAGGACUGAGGGUGGACUCACCCCCAACCAACUCUGGGUUUUGGGGCACAUGACUGAUGUGGAAGCUGAAGAAUCUGAGUAUUUACAGAACCCAGAGAUGUUCGGGACAGACUGGGAGUCAUUUGGUCCGGUCUCAAAUGAUUUUGGCGUUCGAGUCCCAGAAUAUGAGUGCCCCAUUGCUCCAGCUGCAAUGGAAGCCGUGAGGUCUAUUAUCAAUCCUCUGGCAGAUUCUGCAUCAUUUGGGAAAGACCUGUAUGUCACCAUGUUGCAGAUUGUUACAUCUACCGGUAAUUAGUAUUACAAUGUUUUCACUCAAUGUAAAUAAAACUUGAGUAUA
Molecule: messenger RNA, 731 nt
Organism: Engraulis encrasicolus (European anchovy)
Lineage: Eukaryota; Metazoa; Chordata; Actinopteri; Clupeiformes; Engraulidae
Exons: 4
Coding region: 3-689 (228 amino acids)
Source: RefSeq, a predicted model, not a curated record